This is a messenger RNA of Anolis sagrei ordinatus, 2304 nucleotides long. It is a transcript of the gene GALR1, whose product is annotated as galanin receptor 1. Gene Ontology annotation, molecular function: galanin receptor activity. Gene Ontology annotation, cellular component: plasma membrane. Lineage: Eukaryota; Metazoa; Chordata; Lepidosauria; Squamata; Anolidae. The record is from RefSeq and is a predicted model, not a curated record. Gene Ontology annotation, biological process: G protein-coupled receptor signaling pathway; positive regulation of cytosolic calcium ion concentration; negative regulation of adenylate cyclase activity.
AAAAGGCAGCGGGAGCUCCGGCCAAGCAGACACUCGGCGGCAGGUCCUCGCCCGACCAUUGCCUCCGUCGCCUCUGGCUGCUUUGUUCGACGGGCUAAGAAGCCAACAAGAAGGAGGAGGAGGAGGAGGAGAGCUCUUCUUCUCCAGCCUUGGGAGAGAGGCGGGUCUCCCCUUCUCGCUGGACCUGAGUGCGACCCAUGGGCGGCAUCCAGGGAUCCCGAAAAGUCGCCCCAGGCUCAGGCUCCACACCGCCCCUCCUCACCUGAAGGAAGUUUGCUAAAGAAGAGGCAACGGGGCUCCUGCCAGACUCGCAAAAGAUGAAGUCAGGAUAGCGACACAUCCUGGGUCUUGUGGGGGAACCCUUCAAAGGUCGGGAUGGACGCAUCUCCUUUAAAUACGCGGGUUUACUCUUAGAAACGGGGCUGGAGGGGGAAAGCAAGUUGAUACUCAGACUCCGAGGACUCUAGCAGGUGGGUUGGUGGUGGAGAGAAAAGAAGUAGGCUGGUGUCUUUUUUAAGGGCUGGGGGAUUUUUGUAUUUUAGUUGAUUUUAAACUAAAGUUUCUUUAGUUCCUCCCUGCUCCCCCUCACAGUUUCUUGGUCCCCCACACCACCCAAAGAAUGGACCCUGAAGCCAUCUCUAUGAACCGGACCCAGGACUUCUCCUGGCUGGACCCCAAUGCCUCCAAGCCAUCCCCUGAGCAGCCCUCGAAGCACGAGGAGGGCAAUGGUGGCUUCCUCUCGGAAAUUGGCAUUGAGAACUUUGUCACGCUGGUUGCCUUUGGCCUCAUCUUCAUCCUGGGGGUGCUGGGCAACUCCUUGGUCAUCACGGUGCUGGCCAGGAGCCAUCCGGGCAAAGUCCGGAGCACCACCAACAUUUUCAUCCUCAACCUGAGCAUUGCCGACUUGGCCUACUUGCUCUUCUGCAUCCCAUUCCAGUCCACAGUGUAUAUGCUCCCCAGCUGGGCACUGGGCACCUUCAUCUGUAAGUUUAUCCACUACUUCUUCACCGUCUCCAUGCUGGUUAGUAUCUUCACCCUUUCAGCAAUGUCGGUGGACCGCUAUGUGGCCAUUGUCCACUCGCGGCGCUCCUCAUCCCUGCGGGUGUCCCGCAAUGCUCUGUUCGGCGUAGGGGUCAUCUGGCUACUCUCCAUCGCUAUGGCUUCACCUGUGGCUCACCACCAACGCAUUGUCCACCAGGACUUCAUUAACCAGACCUUCUGCUGGGAAGUGUGGCCCAAUAUUCAGCACAAGAAAGUCUAUGUGAUCUGCACGUUUGUCUUUGGGUACCUGUUGCCUCUGCUCCUCAUCUCAUUCUGUUAUGCUAAGGUCCUCAAUCAUCUUCAUAAGAAGCUAAGGAACAUAUCGAAGAAAUCAGAAGCAUCAAAGAAAAAGACAGCACAAACAGUCCUGGUUGUUGUUGUGGUUUUUGGGAUAUCCUGGCUGCCGCAUCAUAUUGUACACCUCUGGGCGGAAUUUGGAGACUUCCCUCUGACUCAAGCUUCAUUUCUGUUCAGAGUGAUAGCACAUUGCCUGGCUUACAGCAAUUCUUCUGUGAAUCCUAUUAUAUAUGCUUUCCUUUCUGAAAAUUUUAGGAAGGCUUAUAAGCAAGUGUUCAAAUGCCAGAUUGGUAGCAGCUCACCUCUGAAUGAAGUUAAAGAAAAUAAGAGUAAUAUUGAGACCCCGCCAUCGACUAAUUUAACACAUGUCUGAAGAACAUCAAUAAAGGUCUUUAUCUGCAAUGUUGAUUUUUUUCCCAUAUGAAUGGACAUACUUUGAAGAAAACAUAGUCUGAUAUGUAUUUCAGGCUUUCACUGACAAAAAGUUGUGCAAUUUUUAGAAAUUCUGUUCAUAAUAAGAGCUGGUGAAAAUUAGCAAUGCAUGCAUAAGAAAGUUCAGAUGAAAGGCACUUUAAUGAGAUUUUCUUCAAAAUGAAAAAGAUCUUAGUUCUGUGAAAAUUACUCCAUAAAAUUAAUUCCUUAGAUGUUAACUAGCUUGUUAUGCAUUUAGAAAGAAAGGUUUUAUUUCUUUCUAGCCUUUGUGAUAUUUUUCAAUAUAAGGCAAUUAAGUGAAACAAAAAAAUAAGCCAUUCGUUCUCAAAAUAUGCCUCUCAUGAUUUGCAAGGAAAUAGGAUACACAUCAAAUUGGAGGUACAUGAUACAUGAAGGGUAGUAAUGGAACAUGUCUCUCCCAGUUUACACCUACAGUUUGCUGGGGGAGAAAGACACCCAUUUAUAUCAGUGAAUGUUUCCUUCCUAUUUCAAACCAUUUUUAUAAAGGUGUUGCCUUGCUCACUCAAGCAUAGA